GCCGUGCCCCCGUGGUGUGGUGUGAGUGGUACGCUCCUCCCCGGGGUUCCGCACAGUCUCCCCUCUCCCCUCAGUCCCAUGGUCGGCGCGGCUGCUGUCACCUCGGGCCCCUGCAUGUUGCGCCCCUGGGGCCCCCGCACGGAUGUGAGCGCCGUACCGCACCCAGGUUGGGAUGGCUGUGUGCAGGAUAAUCGUGUGCCUGAUGCUGCCCCUGGUCCGGGCUGUGGAAGAAACGUUAAUGGAUUCGACGACUGCGACCGCAGAGCUCGGAUGGACCGUGCACCCACCAUCGGGGUGGGAAGAGGUGAGUGGCUAUGAUGAGAACAUGAACACCAUCCGGACGUACCAGGUAUGCAACGUCUUUGAGUCCAAUCAGAACAACUGGCUGAGGACAAAGUACAUCCGGCGGCGGGGAGCGCACAGGAUCCAUGUGGAGAUGAAGUUCUCUGUCCGGGACUGUAGCAGCAUUCCCAAUGUCCCGGGCUCCUGUAAAGAGACCUUUAACCUUUAUUAUUACGAAUCGGAUAGUGACUCUGCCACUAAAACCUUCCCUCUCUGGAUGGAGACCCCUUGGGCCAAGGUGGACACCAUAGCCGCCGAUGAGAGCUUCUCCCAGGUGGAUCUCGGGGGACGUGUGAUGAAGAUUAACACAGAGGUUCGAAGCUUUGGUCCAGUUUCAAAAAAUGGUUUUUACCUGGCGUUCCAGGAUUACGGUGGCUGCAUGUCUCUUAUUGCUGUCCGAGUUUUCUACCGGAAGUGUCCGCGAAUCAUUCAGAAUGGAGCGGUAUUUCAGGAAACCUUGUCCGGAGCGGAGAGCACCUCUUUGGUGGCAGCUCGAGGGAGUUGUAUACCCAACGCAGAGGAGGUAGAUGUGCCAAUCAAACUGUACUGUAAUGGAGAUGGAGAAUGGCUGGUGCCCAUCGGCCGCUGUAUGUGCAAAGCCGGGCACGAGUCUGUGGAGAAUGGAACCGUGUGCAGAGGAUGUUCUUCAGGAAUGUUCAAACCCAACCAAGGAGAUGAGAGCUGCAUGCACUGUCCCUUUAACAGCCGGACCACCUCCGAAGGCGCCACUAACUGUGUGUGUCGGACAGGCUACUACAGGGCUGACUCGGACCCUCUACAGAUGCCUUGCACUACCACACCGUCUGCUCCCCAGAACGUCAUCUCCAGCGUCAACGAGACCUCCCUCAUGUUGGAGUGGUUUUCACCUAGGGACUCAGGAGGCCGCGAGGAUCUUGUAUACAACAUUAUCUGUAAGAGCUGCGGGUCGGGUCGAGGAGCUUGUACACGCUGCGGAGAUAAUGUCCAAUUUGCCCCCCGCCAGCUGGGCCUUACUGAACCUCGAGUUUACAUCAGCGACCUGCUGGCGCACACACAGUACACGUUCGAGAUCCAGGCUGUGAACGGAGUCACCGACCAGAGCCCUUACUCUCCACCGUUCGCAUCGGUCAAUAUCACCACUAACCAGGCAGCUCCGUCCAGCGUCUCCAUCAUGCACCAAGUGAGCCGCACGGUGGACAGCAUCACACUCUCGUGGUCCCAGCCGGACCAGCCCAAUGGGGUCAUCCUGGACUAUGAGCUGCUGUACUACGAAAAGGAUCUGACGGAACACAAUUCAUCGGUGGUGAAGAGCUCAACCAACACUGUGGUUGUGUCUGGCCUGAAGGCGGGCACUAUAUACGUCUUUCAGGUGAGAGCGAGAACGGUGGCUGGAUAUGGCAGAUACAGCGGCAAAAUGUAUUUCCAGGCUAUGACAGAAGCUGAAUAUCAGAGCAGCUUCCGGGAAAAGCUCCCGUUGAUUAUAGGCUCCUCGGCGGCUGGUCUGGUCUUCCUUAUCGCUCUGGUUGUCAUCAUCAUUGUCUGCAAUAGAAGACGAGGAUUUGAGAGAGCAGACUCUGAAUACACAGACAAACUGCAGCAUUAUACCAGUGGCCACAUGACACCAGGAAUGAAAAUUUACAUAGAUCCUUUUACAUAUGAGGAUCCCAAUGAGGCCGUUCGUGAAUUUGCCAAAGAAAUUGAAAUUUCCUGUGUGAAAAUCGAGCAAGUUAUUGGAGCAGGGGAGUUUGGUGAAGUUUGCAGUGGACACCUGAAGCUUCCAGGAAAAAGAGAGGUUUUUGUGGCCAUCAAGACUUUAAAAUCAGGGUACACGGAGAAGCAGAGGAGAGACUUUCUUAGUGAGGCCAGCAUCAUGGGCCAGUUUGAUCACCCCAAUGUCAUCCAUCUGGAAGGAGUGGUUACCAAGAGCUCACCAGUCAUGAUCAUUACAGAGUUCAUGGAAAAUGGAUCCCUGGACUCCUUCCUCCGGCAAAAUGAUGGGCAGUUCACAGUCAUUCAGCUGGUGGGCAUGCUGAGGGGCAUUGCUGCUGGUAUGAAGUACUUGGCCGAUAUGAAUUACGUCCAUCGGGACUUAGCUGCUCGUAACAUCCUGGUGAACAGUAACCUGGUGUGUAAAGUCUCUGACUUCGGCUUGUCUCGCUUCCUGGAGGAUGACACAUCAGACCCGACAUACACCAGCGCCCUGGGAGGAAAGAUUCCCAUCCGGUGGACAGCCCCUGAAGCCAUCCAGUAUAGAAAGUUUACAUCCGCCAGUGACGUCUGGAGUUACGGCAUCGUCAUGUGGGAAGUGAUGUCUUAUGGGGAGAGACCUUAUUGGGACAUGACAAACCAAGAUGUCAUUAACGCCAUUGAACAGGAUUACCGCCUUCCACCACCCAUGGAUUGCCCAAAUGCACUCCACCAACUAAUGCUGGACUGUUGGCAGAAGGACCGAAACCACCGGCCUAAAUUCGGCCAGAUAGUCAACACCUUGGACAAGAUGAUUCGUAACCCCAACAGUCUGAAGGCCAUAGCACCUCUAUCGUCUGGAGUGACUCUCCCGCUCCUGGACCGUACAGUCCCUGAUUACACUAGCUUCAACACAGUGGACGAGUGGUUGGACGCCAUCAAGAUGGGUCAAUACAAGGAGAGUUUUGCCAAUGCCGGAUUCACAACCUUUGAUGUCGUCUCACAAAUGAUCAUGGAAGACAUCCUACGGGUCGGGGUAACUUUGGCCGGUCACCAGAAGAAAAUCCUCAACAGCAUUCAGGUGAUGCGAGCGCAGAUGAACCAGAUCCAGUCAGUAGAAGUCUGAUCGAAUGGCGAGUGCUUCCUCAUCCUCACACUUCCUAAUGUACUUGGGUUUCGAGCCUUCCCCUCUCUCCCAACCCCACCUUGGUACAAUGAAGUUUCGCGAAUGCACCUGGUACGGACAGGACCGUCUGUUGUCCCCAGAAGCCACCCUGAUGGUUUCACCCUGAGAGCAGAGCUUCCCUGGGAAGAGUUGGGGAUCACGCUUUGGGGGUGAUGGGAAGAAUAUUUUUGGAAUAUUAGAUCUGGAUUUGUACAAAUAAUAAUUUUACAGUAAGUCAUAAAAAAGGGCUUGAAGAAUUAUAGACCAGUGGACGGUGAGGAAUGUUUCCUGCACGACAAGAAGCAACGGUCCUGACCAAGAGUGCAGCACGUGGAUAACCUCACGCCAUUCCUCCAGGGACCGACCUGAGAGAAAAGAAGAAUUUAUUUCCAUUAAAUGGACCCGCUCCAUCUAAGAAUAUAUAAUUCUACAUCUUGGAGAUGUUACAAGAAUUACCUAAAAACAACGGCUUUUUCCAUGGAAAGGAAGAUGCCGCUAAGACUUGUAGUGUUUGUAAUAAAAGACAACUCCUUUCUGCCGAGCCUGAAACAGUUUUGUGAGUUCUACGUUUUUUGCAAUCCCCCCUUUCCCCCACAUUCCAAGUCCCGAGCGCACCUCAAGUGACAUUUGAUCCAUAUCAUGUGCACAAACCUCAGUGAUGAUGUCAUCACUAAUUGCCAACCCCCUCUUUUUUCUCAGAAGACUUUCCCAGUACGGUCCGUAUUAGACUUAAUGACAAAACUCUGAAGUGUAAAAAAAAAAAAAAAAAAAAUCACGCUUUGUCGUCAGUGUUGUCGUCGUUUGGAAAUCUGUUUCUUUGUUUACAGAAAUGACUUUUUUUACAUUGUUUUUUGGAUAUCGGUACUCAGAAAGAUUGAAAUUGCUUAAAAAAGAACUUGAAAAAAAAAAUCACAAAAAAA
Molecule: messenger RNA, 4092 nt
Organism: Bufo bufo (common toad)
Lineage: Eukaryota; Metazoa; Chordata; Amphibia; Anura; Bufonidae
Gene: EPHB2
Product: EPH receptor B2
Exons: 16
Coding region: 173-3133 (986 amino acids)
Biological process (GO): axon guidance; central nervous system projection neuron axonogenesis; cell surface receptor protein tyrosine kinase signaling pathway
Cellular component (GO): plasma membrane; neuron projection
Molecular function (GO): transmembrane-ephrin receptor activity; protein binding; ATP binding
Source: RefSeq, a predicted model, not a curated record